Hibiscus syriacus is the source of this 1185-nucleotide messenger RNA. RefSeq names its product chorismate mutase 3, chloroplastic-like. Gene Ontology annotation, cellular component: cytoplasm. NCBI's taxonomy places the organism in Eukaryota, Viridiplantae, Streptophyta, Magnoliopsida, Malvales, Malvaceae. Bases 86 to 1057 code for a protein of 323 amino acids. Gene Ontology annotation, biological process: aromatic amino acid biosynthetic process; chorismate metabolic process. The record is from RefSeq and is a predicted model, not a curated record. The transcript is spliced from 6 exons. Gene Ontology annotation, molecular function: chorismate mutase activity.
GUCAUUCGUUAUAAACGAGUGAGUGAAGCUGUCCAAAAAAAAAAAAGAGAGAGGGAUUUAUCAGACUGUUCUUUCGUGCGCAUCAAUGGAGGCCAAGCUGCUUGAGUUACCGUUUUCUUCCAUUUUCAAUCAAAAUGCCGCAAAAUCUACAAGACCCAUUUCUCUUUUCACGCCCAAAAAAGCUCUCAAAAUCACUGCAUCGAGUUUCGGCUCAAAUGUCUAUCGCUCUAUCGGAACUUCUUAUUCUUCUUCAAACAUAAGGUUUUCGAAGAAGCCUAGGGUGGAUGAGAGUGAAAACCUUACUCUCAACAGUAUAAGACGGUCCUUAAUUCGACAAGAAGAUAGCAUAAUAUUUAGCCUUUUGGAGAGAGCUCAGUACAGCUAUAAUCCAGACACAUAUGACCAUGAUGCAUUCUCCAUGGAUGGAUUUAAAGGGCCAUUGUCUUUGGUCGAGUUCAUGGUCCGGGAAACCGAAAGGCUACAUGCUCAGGUCGGCAGAUAUAAAAGUCCCGAUGAAUACCCUUUCUUCCCAUCAUAUCUACCGGAGCCAAUGCUUCCACCGUUGCAAUAUCCAAAGGUUUUGCAUCGCUGUGCUGGUUCAAUUAACAUAAACAAUAAGGUUUGGAAUGUGUAUUUUGCGGAGCUUCUACCGAAAUUAGUUGAAACCGGAGAUGAUGGUAAUUGUGGUUCUGCCGCUGUAUGUGACACAAUGUGCUUGCAGGUUCUUUCAAAAAGAAUUCACUAUGGAAAAUUCGUAGCAGAGGCGAAAUUUCGAGCAUCACCUGCAGCGUACGAGGAUGCCAUCAGAGCAAAAGACAGGUCUCGAUUGAUGGAGUUACUAACGUACGAGACAGUAGAAGCAGCAGUGAAAGAGAGAGUGGAGACAAAAGCUAGAGCAUACGGUCAAGAGCUAAACUUUCCGCUGACCGGAGUUGCAGCAUUUUCAGAUCCUGUAUACAAGAUCAAGCCAAGUUUAGUAGCCGAUCUCUACGGCGAUUGGAUCAUGCCGUUAACGAAGGAAGUUCAAGUCGAAUACUUGUUGCGACGGUUGGACUAACGGAAAGCUUCAACCACAGGGUGUUUGAACAUCAUUACAACUUUAUCAUGUUAAAUAACAGAGUUUCAGUUUUCUAAUUUAUAGCACAGAUUUCUCAGGAAAUUCCCAGUAAUGUUCAUCUAACAGCA